This is a messenger RNA of Oldenlandia corymbosa var. corymbosa, 3171 nucleotides long. Lineage: Eukaryota; Viridiplantae; Streptophyta; Magnoliopsida; Gentianales; Rubiaceae. The record is from the annotation of a GenBank genome assembly.
AUGGGGCUCAAUUUGCUUCUUCAUCAUGGCCGUUUCGUAUUCAUGUUACUAUUGUUGGGUUCCCUGAAUUUUUCGACAAAAGGGGUCAGAGGUGCGGAUACUAGUGAUGGGGGAGAUCUCGAUGAUGAUGAUAAUCCGGCGGCCGACUUUCUAGUCGAGUCCGUUUCCAGCCGUUUCAGCAACGUCUCGCACUUUUUAACUCCUGAUGUUACUAAACAACUGGAAUUUUGUAUCGACAAUAUAGAUGCCGAGUGGAAUGCUGCAUUUAAUUUCUCAAAGAAAACUGAGUUCUUGGGUGAUUGCAUCAGAGAAAACAAAGAUGUCAUGCAGCGGUUGUGCACUGCAGCAGAAGUAAAGUUUUACUCAACCAGUUUGAUCGACGAUGCAAAGAAAAGUGGAGGCUUGGGCCCUAUAAAGUACCUGAAGCCUAAUAAGAACUGCAACUUAUCUUCAUGGGUGUCUGGAUGUGAACCAGGAUGGGCUUGUAGUGCUGGAAAAGGUCAGAAGGUCGCCUUCAACAACUCGAAAGACAUCCCCACUAGAAUUCUUGAUUGUCGACCAUGUUGCGAAGGUUUCUUCUGUCCUCAUGGUCUUACCUGCAUGAUACCCUGUCCCUUAGGUGCUUACUGCCCUCUUUCAAAACUCAAUAAAACUACUGGAUACUGCGAUCCAUAUCGUUAUCAACUGCCGCCUGGAGAGUCUAAUCACACUUGUGGAGGAGCUGAUGUUUGGGCUGAUUUCUUGAGUGCUAAAGAAGUCUUUUGUUCAGCCGGAUCUUAUUGUCCGAGUACAAACCAAAUGAUUCCAUGCAGCCGUGGGCAUUACUGUAGGGCUGGGUCUACUAAACAGGAUAAUUGCUAUGCAUUGGCAACUUGUGGUCCACAAACUGAAAAUCAGAAUAUCACAGCAUAUGGUAUCUUGUUCUUUUGUGGCAUCAUGCUUGUACUCCUCAUUAUAUAUAAUUUCUCUGAUCAAGUGUUGAGUACUAGAGAGAAAAGGCAAGCAAAAUCCAGGGAAGCAGCUGCAAAAAGUGCUAGGGAAACUGUACAGACACGAGAGAAAUGGAAAUCUGCAAAAGAUAUUGCUAGAAAAGCAAGUGGCCUUCAAGCACAGUUAUCACGAACCUUUACUCGAAGUAAAUCUAAGCAGGUACAAGAACAGCAUAAGACCAUUGGCCAACCCAAACCAGGAACAGAUGCUGCUUUGCCAACAAUGCCCGCAGAUUCUUCUCACCAGAAAGGAAAAGGAGGAAAUCUCACAAAAAUGAUGCAAGAACUUGAAGAAAACCCUGAUGGUCAUGACGGCUUCAAUGUUGAGAUUGGAGAUAAGAACCUGAAAAAGCAAAGGGCUAAACAGUUGCAAACUCGGAGCCAGAUCUUCAAAUAUGCUUAUGGCCAAAUUGAGAAAGAAAAAGCUAUGCAGGAACAAAACAAGAAUUUGACAUUUUCUGGAGUAAUCUCGAUGGCUGCUGAUAACGAAGUAGUCACAAGACCACCAAUCGAGGUGGCUUUUAAAGAAUUAACGCUAACUUUGAAAGGGAAAAAUAAGCAUCUAUUAAGAUGUGUAAGUGGAAAGCUAAUGCCUGGCCGAGUUUCAGCUGUCAUGGGUCCAUCCGGGGCUGGUAAAACGACCUUUCUUUCUGCAUUGACUGGAAAAGCCACUGGGUGCACCAAGGCUGGAUUAAUUCUCAUAAAUGGUAAGGUUGAACCAAUGCAGGCAUACAAGAGAAUCAUCGGAUUUGUUCCCCAAGAUGAUAUAGUGCAUGGGAACUUGACAGUGGAGGAGAACCUCUGGUUCAGUGCACGGUGCAGAUUAGAAGCUGAUCUACCCAAACCAGAAAAGGUUUUAGUUGUUGAAAGAGUCAUUGAGGCCUUAGGCCUGCAGCCAGUGAGGGACUCUCUGGUAGGAACUGUGGAGAAGCGAGGAAUUUCAGGAGGUCAGAGAAAGCGAGUUAAUGUUGGUUUGGAAAUGGUCAUGGAGCCUUCUUUACUGAUCUUGGAUGAACCUACGUCAGGGUUGGAUAGUUCCUCUUCUCAGUUACUACUUAGAGCUCUUCGCCGUGAAUCACUUGAAGGGGUAAACAUAUGUAUGGUGGUACAUCAACCAAGUUACACAUUGUUCAGGAUGUUUGAUGAUCUGAUACUCUUAGCUAAGGGCGGUCUUAUUACAUAUCUUGGACCUGUAAAGAAAGUUGAAGAGUACUUUUCAAAUAUUGGGAUCGUUGUCCCUGACCGCGUUAAUCCUCCAGAUUACUAUAUUGACAUUCUGGAGGGAAUUGUAAAACCAAGUGUAAGUUCUGGAGUGACAGCCAAAGACCUUCCUUUGAGAUGGAUGCUUCAUAAUGGUUACCCCGUACCACCAGACAUGUUAGAUUCUGCUGGAAUGCCAGCACCUGGAGGAUCAUCCCAUGGCGGUGCAACGCCUGGAGCUGCAGGGUCAACUGGAGAGCAAUCUUUUGCUGGAGACCUCUGGGAAGAUGUCAAGUUUAACGUUGGACAAAAGACGGAUCAUUUACAGCAUAAUUUUUUGACCUCGCAGGACCUAUCUGGAAGAAGAACUCCAGGUGUAUUUGUGCAAUACAAAUAUUUCCUUGGAAGGGUCGGUAAGCAGCGAUUACGAGAGGCAAGGACACAAGUGGUGGAUUUUCUGAUUUUGCUACUAGCAGGAAUAUGCUUAGGAACCCUAGCUAAAGUGAGUGAUGCAACCUUUGGGGCCACAGGGUAUCUCUACACUGUUAUUGCAGUCUCUCUUCUGUGCAAGAUUACGGCUUUAAGAUCAUUCUCGCUAGAUAAGUUGCAUUACUGGAGGGAAAGUGCUUCUGGGAUGAGCAGCUUGGCUUACUUUCUUGCGAAGGAUACAAUUGACCAUUUUAACACUAUCGUAAAGCCGGCAGUUUAUUUGUCUAUGUUCUACUUCUUCAACAAUCCAAGAUCAAGCAUUUUCGAUAAUUAUAUCGUGCUCAUCUGUCUGGUGUACUGUGUUACUGGCAUCGCUUAUGCACUUGCCAUCUACUUCGAAGCCGGCCCUGCCCAAUUGUGGUCGGUCUUGCUCCCAGUUGUUCUGACACUGGUAGCAAACCAGGAGGGUGACACAUUUUUGAACAAAGUACUCAGGAGUGUGGUUAGUCACAAGAUGUGGUUCACUGAAACAAAGAGGGUAUCACCUCAAUGA